AAUUACCCGUUCAAGACUUUUCUGAUUUUGGAUUCGGCCGCUGGUGCACCUGGAGUUUGCAGUGAAAAGGAGUGCAGGCUUGACGAAUGGACACUAGACUACCUCACGCAUUAUCGCACCCAGCUGGAGAUAGACCCAAGGGGCCCUGCUGCAAUCGCCGACCUGAUCAGCACUGCCAUGGACAUCGAUGUAGAGUCAGUUGCAGUGGAGGUGGGUCAUACAGCAGUCCGAAGGUGUCUUGGUCAGCUCUCCUACCAUUGCAAGACGGCCAGACUGGAGCAGGCAUCUGCCCGAUGGGCGUUGGGUAAACUCAAGAAGCUCGAGUACAGCUACGCCAGGGCAGAUGUGCUGCGAAGAUUUCAUCCUGAUGGCUCCAACUGGGACGUGGCUAAGCGAUUACUGAGGGCCCAUGGCAAGGCAGUGGCCAAGCUCGAGGCCGCGUCUGAGGACGUCCUAGCUGCUUUCAUCGAUGGCGACGCUUUGAAGCCCGAUGGCUUUUCGUCGGUCUUCGCAG
Molecule: messenger RNA, 514 nt
Organism: Prorocentrum cordatum
Lineage: Eukaryota; Dinophyceae; Prorocentrales; Prorocentraceae
Source: the annotation of a GenBank genome assembly